Molecule: messenger RNA, 2335 nt
Organism: Chiloscyllium plagiosum (whitespotted bambooshark)
Lineage: Eukaryota; Metazoa; Chordata; Chondrichthyes; Orectolobiformes; Hemiscylliidae
Product: natural cytotoxicity triggering receptor 3 ligand 1-like
Source: RefSeq, a predicted model, not a curated record
AUGAAAUCACUUUGGGCAGUUCCUUCCAUGUGAUAUUUCCAAGCAAGAUCCGCUCUGUCGUUCCUGACUGAGAUUUGAUAUUUUGAUUGUUCACAAUGGUAUCCGGCAUUGUGUUGUCUCCAGUUGUAAAUAUUUUUGUCAUUAUUUCUGCAGCUGUCGCAAAUGGUCAGAUGAAAGUGUCUCAAACCCCCGAAAGUGCAUACGCUGUCGAAGGUGAAAGCUUUACCUUUUACUGCGCAUUCCCUCUUUUUCGCGAUCAAUCCAAUGUGACUAUCAGUUGGUGGAAACUCGGCGAUACCGAACUUCUGCAGUCAGGAUCUGACGGCAGGAAACGAUUUCUCCCUUUGAAGAAAGGUGAAGCCUCUCUGCAACUCUUAAACGUCAAGGCCGAUGACUCUGGAGUCUAUUACUGUGGAGUAAAACAUCCGGAUGGCCCCAUUGUAAAUGGAACUGGGUCAAGGCUUGUUAUCUAUGUUCCUCCAAUUCCAUUGAAAAUUAUCUCCAAAUCACCUGAGAACAGUGUUCCCGGAACUUUAAUUGUCUUGUGCAAAACGGCUGCUUUUUACCCAGACAGUAUUAAUCUAACUUGGUACAAGGAUGGCCUUCAUGUUACCAAGGGGAUAACGGCUCUGAAGCACUUGAAUUCCAACGGACUUUAUGAAUUUACCAGCUACAUGGAAGUCACCCGUGCUGCCCACAAUAUUACCUGUCAGGUCACUCACCGCACGCUUCCGAUUCCAGUCCGCAGCACUUUCUUUGUCUCAAAUCGGAAAGUCCACAGGUUCAACAUUCCUUUGAUUCCUCAAUUUAUAUUAGGUUUCUUCAUGAUUCUCGCUCUGACACUUAUCAUUGCUGAUUAUGCUAAACAUCUUAAAGUGAAAGGAAGUAAUAAUACAUAUGUGGAAAAAUAGAACAAGUUGAUCUGCGGAAACAAAAGUUGAGAACAAACUAUGACAGUGCAGCAACACAUAACAGUGAAAGAAAUGGAUUUAUGCACAAAAUAUGUCAACCUCAGUCAGAAAAAAGAAUGGAGCAAUGUGAAGUAAUAAAACAUUUAAAACCAAUUUAAACAAUGUACAUCAAAUUUACCUUUUGUUGUUUCAAAUCUUGCUGUAACUGUAUGAGAUUUCAUUUGGUUUCGAUUUCCAUAAAGUUGUGAGUGCAAUUUCCUGUGUGCAUUGCUGUGUUUUGAACAAUUACAACUGAAAGCAGAUUCUGCUUAAAGUAUAGUGGUCUAUAUUGUUUGGAUCAAAGGAGACACUCAUUAGUUUGUGGUUCAUCUGAAAAACCAAUUUUUAUAUUUUAUGGAAUUAAAGCUCUGUCAUCUUAUUUGCAGGUGUGAAUUGGCAUUUAAUUCAGUUAUUUUUCUUGCACAAUGUACUAUAUAAAAUAUUUUAUUGGUCUAGCUUUUUAUUAUUUAUUUGGAAACUUACACUUAUGUAGCUCUGCACAUGAAUUUAGUACAGAUUAAUCAGUUAAUCAGUUUUACUUUUCAUCUGCCUUUGCAUGUCAAAAAUGGUGAACAUCAUCUUUACUGUUACAUUCAUCAUAGUGAUGACAGUCCUCAAGUGCAGUUUUCAUGUAUUUAGAUCAUGUCGUUGCUUGAAUUGUGAUCUUUUGAAAGCACCCAAUAAGUUCUAAUAGUGUCAACUAAUAUAAAGUAAAGUUGUUGCUUGCAAAGUGAUUUCCUUCCUAUGCUCCCUUUUUCCACCAUAAAGCAAUUUUGUUAUAGUCUUAGCUUAUCUGUUUGAACUGAGCUUCUUAAACUAACAGUUAAAAGUUAAAAAUCACACAGCACAGACAUAAUGUCUCACAAACACUCACAGCCCCCACAAGCACACACCUACAUGCAAGCACACACAUAGAAGUUUGUGGGGUGAAUUUGUACUUGCAGAAUUAAUCUUAUUUUGCUCAAAAACUGCAUGAAUACAUGUAAGAUUGUGUGCAUUGCUGUGUUUGAAGAAUUACAAUUGAAAGCAGAUUCUACUUAAAGUAUGGUGGUCUAUAUUGUUUGGUUUAAAGGAGACACUCAUUAGUUUGUGGUUCAUCUGAAAAACCAAUUUUUGUAUUUUAUGGAAUUAAAGCUCUGCCAACUUAUUUGAGAUGUGAGUUGGCAUUUCAUUCAGUUAUUUUUCUUGCACAAUGUUCGAUAUAAAAUAUUUUACUGGUCUAGCUUUUUAUUAUUUCUUUGGAAACUUACUUAUAAAGCUCUGCAUGUGAAUUUUGUACAGAUUAACCAGUUAACAAUUUAACCCGUCUGAGCAUUGGGACACAGACAGACAGACUUUAACCUUACACCUUCAAUCUGAGCUGACAUGGCAUCUAUUGUUAAAGU